Liolophura sinensis is the source of this 438-nucleotide messenger RNA. Its product is annotated as dynein light chain Tctex-type 5-like. Lineage: Eukaryota; Metazoa; Mollusca; Polyplacophora; Chitonida; Chitonidae. Gene Ontology annotation, biological process: microtubule-based movement. The transcript has a single exon. The record is from RefSeq and is a predicted model, not a curated record. The coding region runs from base 1 to 438 and encodes 145 amino acids. Gene Ontology annotation, molecular function: dynein intermediate chain binding. Gene Ontology annotation, cellular component: cytoplasm; cytoplasmic dynein complex.
AUGGGUGACGGUCGCGAUACUUCCGGUCUGCGCCCUGGUGCCGUUGGAUCUUCUGCAAGAAGCCAUUUCCCCAGAAUCCCAAUGAAAUUGGAAAACACUUACAGACUAGAACCUGUGGCCCAAAUAUCCAGACUCGCAAUGACGAAGGUAAUUAAGGACACCUUUGAAGGGAUUCUGGGAAACAAGCAAUAUGAUGAAGGAGAGAGUCCCGACCUUGUAAAACUGUUAAGUGACAUGAUCAAGGAACAGGUUAAAAGCUUGGGCUACCAGCGGUACAAAAUCGUAGCCACGGUAGCCCUUGGACCAUCUAAGGGUACCACUUUGACUAGUGCAAGCCGAUUCGUAUGGAACGACAGCUGUGAUACAUACGCAGAGUACGUCUACACUAACGCCUGCAUGUACGCUAUCGGAACUGUGUUCACGGUUUUCUUGGACUAG